CACUGCGGUUUCAAAGUCCCGGAUCCAGUCUGUCUUCAGAGUCACACUGACAGGACACAAUGGAGUAUCCCUUGUAUUUCAUGGGUCUGUUCUUAAUGACUGUAGGAGCUGCUGACAUAGAACCUGCUGUUGGUUCUGUUAGUAUUCAGAACACUAUACUCCUUUCCAGAACAGCCACAACCCCUGUCAUUCACAAUUUCAGUAUAUCGGUGUUGUGUGGUAACAGCGUUUUGAAGACUUACAGAGAUGAUGGGAAAGUUGUUCGUCCUGAGUGGGCAAUAGGGAAUAAGUUUGACAGCUUUGUUGCAACAGCCGACAUGAUCUCAGAAAAUGAGAAAGGUGAACUUAGGACGAUACUGCAAGUCAUGGCACACAAUCAGUCCGAUUCAGGCAUUCAUGUCAUUCAGAAGAGACUGGACUGUGAGUUUCAGAAUGACUCCAUUAUCUCAGUCGUGAAAUAUAGCUACGACGGCAAGGACCUGCUCUACUUUGAUAUGUCUGAUGUGCAGUGGGUGGCUGAAAGGAAAGAGGUGACCGCCAUCGUAGAGGGAAGGAAUACUGAAAAAUUUACCAAUUUUUUCCAAUCCAUUUUCUUUAAACUCAUGUGUCUGGGUUUGAAGACACUGGAGGAAUGUACAGAUGAUAACAUUCAGAGCCCCGAUAUUAAUGCAUUUAUACAGAAUAGCUAUAAACCACACAGGCUGCUCCUGACCUGCAUGGCCACUGGUUUCUUUCCCAAAAACAUAACCAUGAACAUCAGAAAGAAUCAAACUCAACUGCCUUCUGAAGAACUGAGGUCUUUAGGAGUCAGACCAAACAAUGAUGGAACCUACCAGCUGAGGAAGAGUGUGGAGAUCCCUGACUCUGAUGGAAAAGAUUAUGCCUGUUAUGUGGAUCACAUGGCCCUGAAAGAACCAAUCACACUGGGAUUCAAAUAUUUGCGGGAUUCUGACCCACCAAGGCCUUAACAGUGAACAGUGUUGAUGUUCUGUGGAUUGGGUCUGUCACAGCAAGUCUCUCACAGCUGCACAUCCUCAGACACACUGAUGUUAAUGUAGUGUUGAUAUGUGUGUAUGUUGCUUUUAUGCCUUUAGGCCAUUAAUAAGGUGUGUUGUGUAGUUCUGACCUUAGACACUCUCAGCACAGACACUCAACACAUGUAAUCUCUCUUUACAGACCUACAUGAAUCCAUGUUGUUCUAAUAAAUGUGGAUUCUCUGGA
This is a messenger RNA of Chanos chanos (milkfish), 1221 nucleotides long. RefSeq names its product major histocompatibility complex class I-related gene protein-like. The transcript is spliced from 6 exons. NCBI's taxonomy places the organism in Eukaryota, Metazoa, Chordata, Actinopteri, Gonorynchiformes, Chanidae. Bases 60 to 968 code for a protein of 302 amino acids. Gene Ontology annotation, biological process: immune response. Gene Ontology annotation, cellular component: external side of plasma membrane. The record is from RefSeq and is a predicted model, not a curated record.